UAAAUUGCUGUUUAUUUAUUUUAGCUGCAACCACGUUGGUUGAUCGUUCACCGCGAGUUAAGUUCAACCCGUUCAGUUUCUAUUAAACUAAACUCCCAAAACAUUACCAUGGGACGUGUUUCAAGGAAAAAUAAGGCAUCAUGGAGAAAAAACGUUGAUAUUACUGAUGUUGAAACGUUCUUGGAAGAACAAAGACAAAAUGAUCGCAUUGGAAACAUCGAACAGAAACCUGAUUCUGAGCUUUUUUCUAAGGAAGGUGCUAAUUUCGAACAAACGGCGUUGAAAACCUCUAGAAAGAAACGUUUUCAUGAGUCUCCCAAAUUUUGUUGGCCUCUACAAAACUCUUCUAAAGUGCCAGAUCCAAUUGUUAAAAGAAACAUUAAGAAGAAAAUAUCGAACCCAAGUAGUCGUCCGGUUAAAACAAUCACUACUAUUAAACCGAAAAUUCCGAAAACAAGAUCGUUUAAUGUCGACAUCUGGAAAAAUGAUACGGUUCCGAUCGCAUUGAAAAACGAAUGGUACAACGAAAGCACUGUACUGCAUAACCUGAAGCAUACGGGAAAACCAAUCGUCAAAGUAGCACCGUCAACACAUGCCAAGCCAAAUGCUGUUCCGAACAUAGAAGUGCCUUCGGGUGGCUCCAGCUAUAAUCCUUCAAUCGAUGAUUACAACGAAUUGAAACUUUCAGUUGUGGAAAAAGAACGUAAAUACAUAAAAAAGAUGGAACACCUUGAUCGGGUAGUCACGAACAAGUUCACCAAGUUAUCAAAAGAGGAUCGCGAAGAGAUGAUCUGGAAAGAAAUGUCGGAGGGAUUACGCGACAACGAUGAUGCAUCAGAUAGUGAUACUGAUUGCAGCGAAAAGGAAUAUAGUUCGAUAAACCCACCGGUAAUGAAUAACAAAAAGGACCGCAAGGCUAAAAACAAGAAGCGUGCUGCAAUAUCUAAGCGGAACGCUGAAACCAUCGUUAAAACGGAACUGAAGAAAUUCAAAGAUAUUGCAAGGAUACCGCAGCUGAAAUCGGAACUGGAUAAAAGGCAGUCUAAAAUAAAACAAAAGCGAGAAAAUCGUAGUAAACGAUUGGAGGAGAAGGCUAGAAAUCCUCGCCGAGUAGCCUACCUGCAGUUCGAAGAAGGUGAGGCUGAUUUUGCUGAACCUACAGAGCUUUCGGAUAGUUUGCGGAGAAUGCUGCCGAAUAAAAGUCUGCUGGUGGAUCGUUUUAAAAGCCUCCAAAAGCGAACGUUAAUAGUACCGAAGAAACAUCGAGAUGGAAUACUUCGCACGAACAAAUCCACGCUGAAGAAAUGGAAACGUUACGCUCUACCAAGUCACAAAGAAACAUAAUGAUGGUUAAAGCUUAUAGUUCCCCCAAAUAAAUGUUGAACGGGUAGGCUGAUCAACGAUAUAAUCUGCGCUAGAAAAACGUAAAAUCAACCAAUAACUUGGCUACACCCACACUCAACAAUAGCAUCUAAUAAAUAAAAACUUUCAAUAAAUUUAUAGAAUUGUAAAUUUUAAACCAUUUCAAAACUUUCAUUGCGACGUGUCGGCCAUUCCAAAGCCACGAAGUUCCCUG
Topomyia yanbarensis is the source of this 1576-nucleotide messenger RNA. Its product is annotated as ribosome biogenesis protein NOP53. NCBI's taxonomy places the organism in Eukaryota, Metazoa, Arthropoda, Insecta, Diptera, Culicidae. Gene Ontology annotation, biological process: ribosomal large subunit assembly; rRNA processing. Bases 109 to 1344 code for a protein of 411 amino acids. The transcript has 2 exons. Gene Ontology annotation, cellular component: nucleolus. The record is from RefSeq and is a predicted model, not a curated record. Gene Ontology annotation, molecular function: 5S rRNA binding.